AUGAGAUUAAAUGUAAAAUUCAUGGUCCCAGCGGCCAGUCUAGAUGUGGUUCGGAAGAACGUACGACCGUCGGAUAAUACCGCGGCCGCUUCCGAACUACUAGCGUACGCGUACGAGUAUCAAGCAUUCACUAUAAAGAGCUUCAUCAAUGCAAUCAUCAUUAUCAAUAAGAAUAGAGAAAAUCAGAUCUUAGACCUGCAGCAGAAGAUUGAAUGUUUACACAGACAGAUAACUAUAUUAAAUCUGAAGAUCUCAUCACAAUUGUUCACAAUCUCUUCAGAAGUGUACACAUUAUCAGAGAUCACUGCACAGAAUAAGAAUCUGAGUAUGAAAUACAUUAAGCUAGAAGAUCUGUCAGAGUUAUUAAGCUUCAAUGAUAACUGA
This is a messenger RNA of Blastomyces dermatitidis ER-3, 384 nucleotides long. RefSeq lists its product as uncharacterized. The record is from RefSeq and is a predicted model, not a curated record. NCBI's taxonomy places the organism in Eukaryota, Fungi, Ascomycota, Eurotiomycetes, Onygenales, Ajellomycetaceae. The transcript is spliced from 2 exons. Bases 1 to 384 code for a protein of 127 amino acids.